GCCUUGCUUAGAGGCGGGGUGUGGGCGUGGUUUGAAGGGGCGUGAGUGGAGGCCGGCGCGCAGGCGCCGUCUGGUCGCGCGAGGCUUUAGUAACAUGGCGGCCACGUUCUUUGGCGAGGUGGUGAAGGCGCCAUGCCGAGCUGGGACUGAGGACGAAGAAGAGGAGGAGGAGCAGAGCAGGCGGGACACGCCGGAGGACCGGGAGGUCCGGCGGCAGCUGGCGCGGAAGAGGGAAGUGCGGCUUCUCCGAAGACAGACAGAAACAUCUCUGGAGGCUGUACUCCUAGAGACACACCCUUGCUCCAAGUUUAUAAUUGCAGUAGGAAGUAAUGCAGCAGCAUUUCUGUCAGCAUUUGUUAUGAACUCAGGAGUCUGGGAAGAAGUCGGCUGUGCGAAGCUCUGGAAUGAAUGGUGCAGAACUACAGACACUGUCCAUCUGUCCCCUACAGAUGUUUUCUGUGUGUUUUAUCAACUGAAAUCAGAUCCCUCGGUUUUUCUCUGUCAGUGUAGCUGCUACAUUGCUGAGGAUCAGCAGUUUCAGUGGUUGGAGAAGGUUUUUGGCUUCCGACCCAGAAAGAACAUGCAGGUAACAGUUCUUACAUGCCGGCACAUCACAGAAUAUAAGACCUCUGAGUCUACCUGCAGCCUUUCUUCUCCUUUCCUGAGAGCCCUAAAAACUCAGAAAUUCAAAGAUGCCGUGUGCUGCCCACUGCUGGAACAGCCGAACAUUGUGCAUGACCUGUCUGCGGCAGUUCUGAGCUACUGUCAAGUGUGGAAAAUCUCUGCGGUUCUGUAUUUGUGCUACACUGAUGUGAUGAAGUUGGACCUUGUCACGGUGGAAGCUUUUAAACCUGUACUUUCUUCCAGGAGCUUGAAAUGCUUGGUGAAGAACAUUCCUGAAAGCACAGAAAUACUGAAGAAAUUGAUGACCACAAAUGAGAUUCAGAGCAACAUUUACACAUGACCCCAAGUGGCCAAGACGUGGUUGUUCCAGGGGCAGUCACUACUGUUUUGUACUUUAGUGUGGCUUGGGAUGUUCUGAGGGUAAUAAAAAUUUUUAAAAUUAAUUGUAACUUUAUUUUCGUAAUGAUGACAUGUCUAUAACUGAAAAAUUAACAAGUCAGUCAUUUUUAUUAUGUGUUACAUGGAACUAUUGUUUGGUCAUUUUCUUUUUAAAAAUUUUUUAAAAAACCAUUAUUUUUAUUUUAUUGUAUAUGUGUGUGCAGUGUCCACAGAGGCCAGAAGGAUGCCUUGGGACUGGAUUUACUGAUGGUGUGACAAUGUGUGUGCCAGGGACUGAGCCCCGUCUUCUGCAAGGGCAGCGCUGCUUUAGCUGCUGAGUGUUUUCUCCGGCCCCUCCCUCCCUUCUUUCCUUCUCUCCUUUCUUCCAAAGGUGAUCCAAAUUUUUGAAAAGCUCUAGAUAUCAACAAGUUGUAUCAACAUUGGAAAGUAUAGUCAGGUCUAAAAAACUGAGCAUAUGUGAAAGUUGUUUCCUAGAUAAGGAAGGUUCUAGAGAUCUGUGAGAUUCUAUAGAUUUUGGUGAUUUUGUGGUUAAAAAAUUGGUGCUAACUUAAUAAAGUCUUACUUCCUCAAAGUGAAA
Molecule: messenger RNA, 1600 nt
Organism: Mastomys coucha (southern multimammate mouse)
Lineage: Eukaryota; Metazoa; Chordata; Mammalia; Rodentia; Muridae
Gene: Psmg1
Product: proteasome assembly chaperone 1
Exons: 7
Coding region: 95-964 (289 amino acids)
Biological process (GO): proteasome core complex assembly
Cellular component (GO): endoplasmic reticulum
Molecular function (GO): proteasome binding
Source: RefSeq, a predicted model, not a curated record